AUAGAAAGCCGACUUUCGCCCAUAUACUCACGCGCCCUGCCCUCUCGCGCUGUUGCCGCACACAAGAAUACCGACGGCCAACUAUAUAAACUCCCCGAUAUUAUCGACAAAAUGAGUGAAGCACCCAAGGAGGCGACUUUCCAGGCCGUCCAGGUCGAGGCUCUCGUUAUCACCAAGAUUGCCAGACACUGCGCCACCCUUUUCCCUUCGACUGCGACCGGCUCGUUGGUUGGCAUGGACACCGAGUCCACGCUUGAGGUCACCAACAGCUUCUCCUUCCCCACGGCCGAGAACACGUCGUCCGAAACCCACCACAACGAUGCCUCGAUACUCGCUGCUGCCGCUCCUCGCCAAAAGGCCAACAUUGCCUACCAGACCGAGAUGAUCCGUCAUCUCCGUGAGGUCAACGUCGAUGCCAACAACGUCGGCUUCUACACCAGCGCCACCAUGGGUAACUUUGUCAACAUGGGCUUCAUCGAGAACCUCUACCACUACCAGAAGGAGAACAGCAACGUUGUCGCCCUCGUCUACGAUGCCAGCAAGAGCUCUCAGGGCAACCUGACUCUGCGCGCGUUCCGCCUCUCCGAGAAGUUCCUCGCAGCCUACAAGGAGAACAAGUUCUCCACCGAGAGCCUGCAAAAGUCUAAGCUCACCUUCAAGGAUAUCCUUGCCGAGCUCCCCGUGACCAUCCACAACUCUCACCUUCUUACUGCUUUCUUGCACCAGCUUCCCACCACUCCCUCGACGACCGAGAUUGAGAAGCCCACUUCCCUUACUGAGGUGAACCAGGAGCCUUUUGGCACCCCUCUCCAGCCUUCCCUCGACAACCUUGAUGUUGCCGUCGACCCCUUCCUCGAGAAGACCUGCGACCUUCUCCUUGAGAGCAUCGAGUCCCACUACACCGACCUUAACAACUUCCAGUUCUACCAGCGCCAGCUCGGCCGUGAGCAGACCAAGAUCUCCCAGUGGCAAGCUAAGCGCAAGGCCGAAAACGCCCAGCGCGCCCUUGCCAAGCAGGAGCCCCUCCCCGAGGAUGAGUGGCAGCGCCUGUUCAAGCUUCCCCAGGAGCCUAGCCGCCUUGAGGGCAUGCUGAACGCUAAGCAGGUGGAGCAGUACGGCAAGCAGGUUGACGGAUUCACGGCCGGCAUCACUUCCAAGAUGUUUGCUGUCCGCGAGAACUUGCUCCAGUAAGCGGCAUCCAAGAAAAAGUCCAUUUUUAUUUUUUGAAGUGAAUUGGGAUUAGAACGAUGGUAUGACUUGGGAAAGAGCAUAUGUACUCGUAGGCAAAAGGCUACGUUUGAAGUUUAUGUGCUGGCUGGGCUUGCAUCGACGGCGUUCCGGAUAUAGUUGAUACUAAUGAAAUCAAACAUUGAACAUAAAAU
[Torrubiella] hemipterigena is the source of this 1382-nucleotide messenger RNA. Lineage: Eukaryota; Fungi; Ascomycota; Sordariomycetes; Hypocreales; Clavicipitaceae. The record is from the annotation of a GenBank genome assembly.